UAGAGGCAGUUAUUAAUAGUGUGGGGGGAUUGGGGUUGUACCAAAAAAUACUCUUUAUCGCCAUGAUGCCUUUUGGGAUCGCGUGGGCCUUUUUGUACUUUUGCCAAAUGUUUGUUACAGCAACUCCUGAUGUUCAUUGGUGUCGUGUGCCAGAACUCGAUAGUCUUAGCAUGGAAAUGAGGAGAUCCUUAGUCACACCAACUACAGGAAAUUACGACUUUGACAAGUGCAAUACGUUUGACACUAAUUGGACGCAAGUGCUUGAAUCUUUACGAGCACCUGAAGCUGGUACGCCAACCAUACCAUGCCCAAAUGGGUGGGAGUUUCAGUUUGAGGAUAUACCGUACUCGACAGUUGUAAGCGAGCGCGGAUGGGUAUGCGAUCGCGCAUACCUGGUGCCAUGGUCACAGUCUAUCAGCUUCGUGGGCUCUGUGAUCGGAGGCAUCGUCUGUGGCAUGCUGGCUGACAAAUACGGGAGGCUGCCAGCUUUGGUGUUGGCCAAUGUUUUUGGGAUUAUCGGCAACGUAGGCACGAUAUUUACAACUGGUUUCUGGGACUUUUCAAUUUGUCGCUUCAUCGCGGGAAUGUCUGUAGAUAGCUGCUUCCUACUCAUUUAUAUACUGGUAUUGGAGUACGUCGGGACCAGAUACCGUACUUGGGUAUCAAACUUGUCAAUAGCAUUAUUUUUUGGUGGAGGCUGUGUUCUUCUUCCAUGGGUGGCGCUAUGGAUUUCAGACUGGAAGUGGAUUAUGUUCGCCACAGCUGUGCCCAGCGUUUUAGUAUUUUUAACGCCUUUUCUAGUUCCGGAGAGUGCUCGAUGGUUGAUAUCAAAAGGGCGUGUUGAUAAGGCUGUCACAGUUUUAAAAAGAUUUGAAAAGAUGAACGGAAAUAAAAUACCCGACAAUGUAAUGGAAAAGUUUGUUACCAUAGCAAAAACUAGAAUAGAGAAAGAAGAGGGCAUCAGUUUGAUUUUCAAGACUCCGUCUCUAAGGAUAAUGGUGGUAUUCCUAAUAAUUGCAUUUAUGGCGGUUGCAGUCAUGUUCGAUGGGAUAAUUCGUAUGUCAGAGAAUCUUGGGAUGGAUUUCUUUGUUACUUUUGCUGUCACUUCUGCCACUGAAAUUCCAUCCAUAAUAGUUUUACUAUUUUUAUUAGACAGAUUGGGAAGGCGCUGGUUGGUGUUCGCACCCAUGAUGGCUGCUGGUAUAUUAUGCCUUGUGACUGCAUUCGUUCCUAGAGGUAUUAUAUCGGUGUCUCUGGCUGUUACCGCGCGGUUCUUCAACAACAUGUCGUACGUGUCCAUUAUCCAGUGGACGCCAGAGCUGAUGCCGACUGCUGUGAGAGCUUCCGGGGCGUCCUUCGUGCACAUCACAGCUUUUGCUGCGGUCAUCGUAUCACCAUUCAUUGUUUACUCUGAUAACCUAUGGGAAGGCUUGUCGUUGAUAAUAGUGGGUGUAGUUGGUCUGGCCGGUGCGUCGCUAGCUCUGUUCCUGCCAGAGACAAAGGGUCAAAGGAUGCCCCAGACCCUUGAUGACUGGAAGGAGCUGGCGAAGAAAAAGUUUUAUGUCAGAAAUACAUCGUGAGUGUUUCGUAUCCUGGAGGAAAACACGGAGUAUCUGCAUUUUAAUACAAUUUACAAAGAAAA
This is a messenger RNA of Leptidea sinapis, 1642 nucleotides long. RefSeq names its product solute carrier family 22 member 3-like. The record is from RefSeq and is a predicted model, not a curated record. The coding region runs from base 63 to 1580 and encodes 505 amino acids. Gene Ontology annotation, molecular function: transmembrane transporter activity. Lineage: Eukaryota; Metazoa; Arthropoda; Insecta; Lepidoptera; Pieridae. The transcript has 11 exons. Gene Ontology annotation, cellular component: membrane. Gene Ontology annotation, biological process: transmembrane transport.